Mya arenaria is the source of this 5489-nucleotide messenger RNA. RefSeq lists its product as uncharacterized. Gene Ontology annotation, cellular component: nucleoplasm; chromatin. The transcript has 10 exons. Gene Ontology annotation, molecular function: zinc ion binding; ubiquitin-protein transferase activity. The record is from RefSeq and is a predicted model, not a curated record. Gene Ontology annotation, biological process: positive regulation of DNA-templated transcription. Lineage: Eukaryota; Metazoa; Mollusca; Bivalvia; Myida; Myidae. The coding region runs from base 235 to 2967 and encodes 910 amino acids.
GUUACUUCCGCCUUGAUUUCAAUUAGGAGAUUGAUCAACUAUACCUUUGUGCGUGGAUUUCCAUAAACAGGUCGCUCAAGGUUUCACAGUCCGUUCGCCUGUAAAGCGCCUUGAUUCGCCCGAACCCAGCGUCUAUUAUGCACCUGGCAUGACCUGCUUCCUGCAUCAAAUAGCGUAUCUCCUCGUUAAGGCCGAUCAUUGUCCUCCAGCAGAAGUACGCUAGCAGGUAAUGAAAUGGAGAUACCUGGAAAGAUACUUCAAUCGACUGUAUCUGCCAUCGACGAGAAGUGCUGCAAGCCCUGCUAUGAGGAUAGGGAAUUCAUCCAAGCUGAGGCCUACUGUACUUCCUGCAAGAAAGGGCUCUGUGCUACCUGUGUUAUUGCACACAGGAAACAAAUGAGGUCUCAUCGCAUUUUCGACAAGAUAUAUGACGAAGAGAGCUAUGAACCAUGUGAGAGACAUCCAAAAGAGGUCAUCAAAUAUUAUUGUCCAGAGCACGAUUCGCCCAUUUGUGGACAUUGCUCAGUCUUGGAACAUGGCUCAUGCAAAGUAGAGAUAAUAUCUGAGAUGUGCAAGUCUGAUUAUGAAAGUAUAAACGACGACAAUGCCGAUCUACUUACAAACAGUGAUGGAUCUGCGUACAAAAUUGAAAACAACAUUGACUUAUUAACAGAAAAGGACACAACUGAGGAGCUGCUUGCGUCCGAAAUCGAACUUGGUACUAUGAAUGAAAAACAUGUAGUCCCAGGGAAAGAACAACUAUUCGGUAAUGACAUAGAGGUACCUGGAAAGAAGCUUCAAUCGACUGAAUCUGCCAUCGACGAGAAUGCCGAUCUUCUAACAAACAGUGAUGGAUCUGCGUCUAAAAUUGAAAGCAACAUGUAUUUAUUAACAGAAAAGGACACUACUGAGGAGCUGCUUGCCUCCGAAAUCGACCUUAGUACAAUGAAGGAAAAACAUGUAGUCUCAAGUAAUGAAAUGGAGGUACCUGGAAAGAUGCUUCAAUCGACUGAAUCUGCCAUCGACGAGAAUGCCGACCUACUUACAAACAGUGAUGGAUCUGCGUCCAAAAUUGAAAACAGCAUUGGCUUAUUAACAGAAAAGGACACAACUGAGGAGCUGCUUGCGUCCGAAAUCGACCUUGGUACAAUUAAGGAAAAACAUGUAGUCCCAAGGAAAAAACAACUAUUCGGUAAUGAAAUGGAGAUACCUGGAAAGAUGCUUCAAUCGACUGAAUCUGCCAUCGACGAGAAGUGCUGCAAGCCCUGCUAUGAGGAUAGGGAAUCCAUCCAAGCUGAUGCCUACUGUACUUCCUGCAAGAAAGAGCUGUGUGCUACCUGUGUUAUUGCACACAGGAAACAAAUGAGGUCUCAUCGCAUUUUCGCCAAGAUAUAUGACGAAGAGAGCUAUGAACCAUGUGAGAGACAUCCAAAAGAGUUCAUCAAAUAUUAUUGUCCAAAGCACGAUUCGCCCAUUUGUGGACAUUGCUUAGUCUUGGAACAUGGCUCAUGCAAAGUAGAGAUAAUAUCUGAGAUGUGCAAGUCUGAUUAUGAAAGUAUAAACGACGACAAUGCCGAUCUACUUACAAACAGUGAUGGAUCUGCGUACAAAAUUGAAAACAACAUUGACUUAUUAACAGAAAAGGACACAACUGAGGAGCUGCUUGCGUCCGAAAUCAACCUUGGUACAAUGAAGGAAAAACAUGUAGUCCCAGGGAAAGAACAACUAUUCGGUAAUGACAUAGAGGUACCUGGAAAGAAGCUUCAAUUGACUGAAUCUGCCAUCGACGAGAAUGCCGAUCUACUUACAAACAGUGAUGGAUCUGCGUCUAAAAUUAAAAGCAACAUGUACUUAUUAACAGAAAAGGACACUACUGAGGAGCUGCUUGCCUCCGAAAUCGACCUUAGUACAAUGAAGGAAAAACAUGUAGUCUCAAGGAAAAAACAACUAUUCGGUAAUGAAAUGGAGGUACCUGGAAAGAUGCUUCAAUCGACUGAAUCUGCCAUCGACGAGAAUGCCGAUCUACUUACAAACAGUGAUGGAUCUGCGUCCAAAAUUGAAAACAGCAUUGACUUAUUAACAGAAAAGGACACAAUUGAGGAGCUGCUUGCGUCCGAAAUCGACCUUAGUACAAUUAAGGAAAAACAUGUAGUCCCAAGGAAAAAACAACUAUUCGGUAAUGAAAUGGAGAUACCUGGAAAGAUGCUUCAAUCGACUGAAUCUGCCAUAGACGAGAAGUGCUGCAAGCCCUGCUAUGAGGAUGGGGAAUCCGUCCAAGCUGAGGCCUACUGUACUUCCUGCAAGAAAGGGCUGUGUGCUACCUGUGUUAUUGCACACAGGAAACAAAUGAGGUCCCAUCGCAUUUUCGCCAAGAUAUAUGACGAAGAGAACUAUGAACCAUGUGAGAGACAUCCAAAAGAGUUCAUCAAAUAUUAUUGUCCAAAGCACGAUUCGCGCAUUUGUGGACAUUGCUCAGUCUUGGAACAUGGCUCAUGCAAAGUAGAGAUAAUAUCUGAGAUGUGCAAGUCUGAUUAUGAAAGCAUAAACGACGACAAUGCCGAUCUACUUACAAACAGUUAUGGAUCUGCGUCCAAAAUUGAAAACAAAAUUGAUUUAUUAACGGAAAAGGACACAUCUGAGGAGCUGCUUGCGUCCGAAAUCAACCUUGGUACAAUGAAGGAAAAACAUGAAGUCCCAGGGAAAGAACAACUAUUCGAUAAGGACAUGGAGGUACCUGGAAAGAAUCUUCAAUCGACUGAAUCUGCCAUCGACGAGAAUGCCGAUCUACUUACAAACAGUGAUGGGUCUACGUCCAAAAUUGAAAGCAACAUGUACUUAUUAACAGAAAAGGACACAACUGAGGAGCUGCUUGCGUCCGAAAUCGACCUUAGUACAAUGAAGGAAAGACAUGUAGUCCCAAGGAAAAAACAACUAUUCGGUAUGCUUACGAUAUAUUUUGAAACCUAAACAAGUUAAGGGCCUUCUACAGUGCAAAGCUUAGUCUAAAAAACCGAAACACAUUAUCUUUUCAGUUUUGAAGUUUAAUAUGUAUCAAGCAAAAUAGAUACAAUUUAAAAACCUGUGUUGGUUAAAAGCAUAGCUUUUUGUGUCAAGAUAUUAAAUACUACCCAAUUAAAAUGAUUUCAUGGCUUUGGGUUUAUUGCUUUAUUUGUAAAUGGACAUUUUGAUACCAUUUCAUUAUCUUUUACUAUUUAUUAGGGAUGGCAACGAGUACCCGAGUACUCGUGUACUCGAUCGAACGUCCGAGUACUCGAGUACCAAAUCACUACUCGAGUACUCGAAAAAAAUCUAUAAAUAUCACAAAAUACACGAUUUACAGAUAAAAUAUCAGAUCUGGUUAGUUGCCAAGAGGACAAUUUACGGUCCCUCUAAUCCCCGCUGUGUACACAAUUGUCCUCAAUAAAUUAGUUGACAGUUAACAGUGAUAGUUGCAAACUGUCAACAAAGGACCCCUAUUUUAAAUUAACACUGAUGUCAAUUAGCGAAGUAUUGAUAGCGGUACUUUCACCUACAAAAUUUUAAAGCAUACCAAAUAGAGACCUUUCACCAAACAAUAUAUAAAAUAUAUAAAAUCUAUUUGAAAAUAUAUCUCAAAGAAACCACACGACAUUGUUUACAAUUUAGUAAGUGGCAUAAUGCCAUACACAUUUAUUUGGAUUGUAGACGGAUUGUUUCGAAAAAAUGCAAAUGCUUUUCGAGCCAAAAUUUCGUAGAAAAAGUAUGCUGUAAAAUUUGCUUCACUACUUUUGUCACUAAAACAGCUUGCAAAGGAUAAUUUAUACUCAUGAAAACGUUCGUCCAUUAAACUUAUUACAACAUGAACAUUCUAAUGUUUGGCCUUUUCCUUCAACAAUUGCAAAUUGGGAGGGCCUCUUUGAAGCCAGUUGUUAUCUUUACUUAACCCAUUAACCUCGCAUAGUUUUCAUUUAAUUAGUCACGUACAAAUUCAACAAUAACAAAAGGGGCUAGAAUCAAGAGAUAAUACUGCUAUUAAGGGAUACAUACACUCGUAUGUUCAGCAUUUUUAAAGACUUAUUUUAUUUUUAUUGUGAUGUCUAAGCUCUCCACAAGCGAAUCUAAAUGAGUGAAAACGGUGCACCCCCUUAAAUAUUCUAAGUUUAUUUUUAAUGUCAAUAUCGGAGAAAUAAAAAGAUAUGCUCAAAAUAAACUGUUUCGUAUUACAUUUUUUUCAUAAGGGAGUACCCCCAAUUAUCCUGCAAACAUUUUAAACAAAUUAGGUUUUAUUCUAAGGGAUGGGCGGGAGUAAAGAAAGUUACGCCCCAAUGUUACACGACCUCUUACGUCAAAUCCUGGAUCCGCCCCUGCUCUCCUGACAAAUUUAGCCUGUGUAUUCCAUUGAAUAGGCAGUUCGAAACCGCAUCAGUUGGUCUGUUAACUAUUAACCUUGGAUCUUAUUCUAGGGUCAUGAACAAUUUUAUAAUAGGUAAAUGGUUUUUCGUCAUAUUUUCAAAGCAAACUUUAGCCGAUAUGUAGCGCAUAAAUUAGUUGUUGAUUCUCAUGUCAGUAGUAUUCUACAGUAACACGUAUUAUCAUAACUUCUCGACAAAGCUUCAGAUCUUGGACCAGUAGUUUUUAGUAAUGCCCCCUUCAUGUAUCAGAACUAGAUUUAGUGUAUUUUUAUUUUGCACUAUGUCAACUCUCUGGUACCCUUAUUACUAGGCCAAACAUCACAUGAUAUUUAUGCAGAAUUUAUUAAAAUUAUUACUUCCGUCUUUGUUUGGACCAUGUGUGAAUGAAGGUUUUGUAUAGUAAAAUCGUAGGACAGCUCAAAACAUAAUAAUACAUAAUGAACACAAUCGAAACGUGAUGACCAGAGAUCCAUAUAUCAGGUAAGCGAUUAAGGGCUCUCUUGUUAACAUAUUUGUUUAAAGAAUAGUCGAGCAGUAUGGAAUGUUUUGUCGGGAAUAAAUUCGUGCUUGUUUAUCCAAGGAUAUGGUAGAAUGAGAUUGUCUGUGUAGCUAUUAAUGUCAUUGUUAUUGUUCGUGUAUCAUAGAUAACUUUGCAUUCAUCAUUCGCUUGGCAAAGGUAUUGUCGGGUAAUGUCCCUAACAAUUGUGCUUUCAAUUAAAAUAUCAAUGUCACAGUAGAGGUCAAUGUGGUCAAGCCAGUUUAUAUAAGCACUGUAUUUCAAAGUCAAAACUUUUUUAUCAAACUAAUCUUACAUACUUAAUUUUUACAGCAUCCUAGGAAACUGUUUUACAAAUACGGCUAAAAUUGCAAGAUCAUUAAUUUGGCAAUGAUAUGAGGAUUUUAUGGCAACAUUAUAAAGAUAUUAUGAUAUUUAGUAUUUGAUUAAAUAUUAUUAUAUUAUGAUAUACAUAUGACUUUCCAUCUGACAUGGCAUACGUUACGUCCCUGUGACAGUUCCUUUGUUUUUCAGCGAGCUGUAUUACGAAAGAAGUUGUCCUACUAGUUGCCAUUGUAAUUAUCGGAAUUAUUGUCCCGGUG